This is a messenger RNA of Eutrema salsugineum, 854 nucleotides long. RefSeq names its product probable calcium-binding protein CML41. The record is from RefSeq and is a predicted model, not a curated record. The coding region runs from base 54 to 671 and encodes 205 amino acids. Lineage: Eukaryota; Viridiplantae; Streptophyta; Magnoliopsida; Brassicales; Brassicaceae. The transcript has a single exon. Gene Ontology annotation, molecular function: calcium ion binding; enzyme regulator activity.
GCUGAGUUAAAGACUGAGUAACACACCACACCAAAUAAUAUCAAAGUUCUAACAUGGCAACUCAACAGGAGAACCUUUCCUCCAAAUCUUUCAAAUGGUUUUCCACAAAAACCCUAAAGCUAAACCUAAGUUUCCAAAACCGACGAGGAUCAUCAAAAUCCAAUUCUUCCUCAACCUUAAACUCCCCAAGAAGCAACAUCGAUGUCAACAGCAACGCAAAGAGUCAUCACCUCUCCGACGUCGAGCUCCGUCGAGUCUUCAGCCAUUUCGACGUUGACGGUGACGGUAAGAUCUCAGCCUUUGAGCUCAGAGACUACUUCGGAUCCGUCGGUGAGUAUAUAUCUCACGAGGCAGCUCAAGAGGCGAUAAACGAAGUCGACACCGACGCAGACGGAUCUUUAGGGUUUGAAGAUUUUCUUGGAUUGAUGACAAGAAGAGAUCUUGACGGUAACGGUGACGGUGACGGCGGCGGAGAGUUGAAGACGGCGUUUGAGAUGUUCGAGGUGGAGAAAGGAUCAGGCUGCAUAACGCCAAAGGGUUUGCAAAAGAUGCUUGCGAAGUUGGGGGAAUCAAGAACGCACGGAGAGUGUCAAGCAAUGAUAAAGUUUUACGAUAUUGAUGGUAAUGGAGUUCUUGAUUUUCAUGAGUUUCGGCAAAUGAUGACCGUUUAAUUAAAUUAAUUUAUAUAUUUAUUUCAUAAUUACCCUGGUUUUUACUCGAAAUGCUUAUGAAGUGUAUAUGUGUGUGUGUGUGUGACUGGUGUGUGUAUAUUUGUCUUGAAAUAUUUUUGUGAAAAAAUAAAUUUAUGAAUGAUCAAUUUUAAAGCUUUGACGUAAGUUCACGGCUAAGAUAUC